Melitaea cinxia (Glanville fritillary) is the source of this 975-nucleotide messenger RNA. RefSeq names its product origin recognition complex subunit 6 (gene Orc6). The transcript has 5 exons. The record is from RefSeq and is a predicted model, not a curated record. Gene Ontology annotation, cellular component: nuclear origin of replication recognition complex. Lineage: Eukaryota; Metazoa; Arthropoda; Insecta; Lepidoptera; Nymphalidae. The coding region runs from base 77 to 853 and encodes 258 amino acids. Gene Ontology annotation, biological process: DNA replication; DNA replication initiation.
UUAAUACUUAUGAUUUUACAGUAAGGCAGCCGAGUUCGAAAGAUUACUGCAAACGAAGUCGGUUGCCGGCAGUAGUAUGACAGACACUAGUAAAGUUGUGAUUUGUUUGGACCUAGCUGCGUCUAUUUUCGGAGCUGAUCUGGAUAAUAAAGCAGCAAUCAAAUACUCAGGCUUGAAAGGUCCAACAUAUACAAACUGCAGGAAGAUUGUUGAAAAUCUUUUAGAAAUUAAUAAUGAAAAACUAAGUAUCCAUUUCCUGUGUGUAUCAUUACAAUGCUCUGGUGUACAAAGUUUGGCUGAAAGAAUACUCGAAGAAUACCAAAGACAAGCUAAAACUAAUAUUGAUUUAAAUUUGCCUCAGUAUGUGUGUAUGGCUGUAUAUCAAGCAUGCAGAGUUAAUAAAGUUAAAGUUCCAAAGACUAAAAUAUUAGAAAAGUCAAGAUUAAAACCAGCACAGUGGGCAAAAUUAGACGCUGAUUGGACAAAGCUGGUUGAUGAAAAGUUUGCUACUCUAAAAAAAAAGGGUAGACCUGCUAAAAAUACUGAGCAAAAUGAGGAAGACCAAAUCAUGGAAGUAGAUAGUCAAAGUCCUAAGGAAGAGAAGCCAACGGAACCUCAGAUAGAACCUUAUGAAGAUUGGAAGAAACGAAUGCUAGAAGCUGCCUAUAAGGAGUUAAAAGCGUUAGAACUGAAAAGAAAAGAGGCAGAAGAGAAAGAAAGAGUUAAGAAGAUAAAAGAAGUGAUGACGUCACCAAGACGAUCGCCUCGAAAGACACCACAAAAGUUUUCACCUUACAAAAGCCCUGUAAAACCUGUUAAUGGAAUAAGGCUCUUGUUUCCGCGGGAACUAUGAUUUUUAUUGCCAUACUUUAAAAAAUUGGACAUCGUGCCUUUCUGAUUACAAUUUAAGUUUUAUUUAUGAAAAUUUAUAUAAAUUAAUUAGAAUUUAAUUUUAAAAUUAUAAAUUUGAAACUA